AUGUAUCCAUCCAAACAUGCUAGGGUACCUGCCCGAAUAUCGGUGACUUUGGCCCAGGUUGGUUCAUCUUUUGUCGGUGAUCGGGAACCAAUACCCUUGAUCGACGCUCAAUGGACAGUGCUGUUGGAACCGGAACUCGAUCAGGUGGAUCGGUCGAGUCGAAUGUGGAAAAUGUGGCUUCAUGACGCUGCGCAGAUCGCAAGUCGGCAACUCUUGCAGGCCCAGAUGACGGGAAUGGUUAGCGAUACGGAAGCUCCUACACUGUCCGAACUGCAAGAUGCGGGCGAAAAAGAAUGGAAAUCUGAAUACGAUCAUAUGUUGACAAGAAUAGCAGACUCUUGCGAAUUAGAGCAUCCUUGGCCUCUGGUGAAAGAAGUCAUAAAGUUGAAGAUCCGUCGAAACCUUAAGGGAGAAUCAGAAGAUGAGGCGGAUAAAGGGGAUUCUGUGAAGGACUAUGAGACCCGUAUCGGACUGGCAUUGGAUACUUUUGAUGAAGCACCGUUUACCGUGCAGCGAUUAUGCGAAUUGACUGUCCGACCAAACGAGCACCACAAGAAUGUGUGGAAAUAUCUUCGAGCUUUGGAGAAGGUGUUACUGGUUACGUCGUCCGAUAGUCCUUUGCAUUUUAGCGUGAUACGUGAUAGCCCAAUGGAAAUUGUACAAGGAAAUGGAGUACCGUCUGUUACUGAGGAAAAAGAGAUUAUCGAGGGAUCACCACCAGAAUCAUCCCCCACUGCUCCAACCGACUUGCCUACCAACGGCAACCGGGAUCUAGGGGUGCGGCCCAUGGACAUUGACUGAUGCCAAGAGGACAGGUUAACAUUGUAUAUACAUAUUAUUAUUUUCAGAAGAGUAUGAUACCUUACCAACGAAAGCUGCAGUGCAAGAUGAAAUUCCCGACUUUAAUUUAAGCAGACCUAUCACUUAAAUCUUUCGUAGCAGCGAUUCGGGCGAAUCCUGUUCUGAAAGAUUGGAUGGUGCACGCGAUCCCGUCCUGCGAUCGGUUCGUGACUGGCGUCCCUCGAUGGCAGUCGGUGUCCGAAAGACCGCUGCGGGUGGUUUUCCCGCUUCUGCUGACGGCAUCACAGGACGUGCCAAUCUUCUACUAUGGCGGGUUAAUCUCGAAUGGGUUUAUCCAUAGUAACAAAGGGGCGGAUCUUAUCUUACCUUGACGUCGUCCGAUACACAUUGCCUCUCAAAUCUGGGAGACCCAAAUUACCCAAUAAAGCCGGUGGUCCCUCGUCCGUAUCAUCAGAGUCAUCUAAGCUAAUAGCAG
Messenger RNA from Spizellomyces punctatus DAOM BR117, 1276 nucleotides. RefSeq lists its product as uncharacterized. NCBI's taxonomy places the organism in Eukaryota, Fungi, Chytridiomycota, Chytridiomycetes, Spizellomycetales, Spizellomycetaceae. Gene Ontology annotation, biological process: protein dephosphorylation. The coding region runs from base 1 to 801 and encodes 266 amino acids. Gene Ontology annotation, molecular function: protein phosphatase regulator activity. The transcript has 6 exons. The record is from RefSeq and is a predicted model, not a curated record. Gene Ontology annotation, cellular component: nucleus; cytoplasm; protein phosphatase 4 complex.